Messenger RNA from Mytilus trossulus (common blue mussel), 4870 nucleotides. Its product is annotated as fibronectin type 3 and ankyrin repeat domains 1 protein-like. Gene Ontology annotation, cellular component: nucleus. Bases 29 to 1363 code for a protein of 444 amino acids. The record is from RefSeq and is a predicted model, not a curated record. Gene Ontology annotation, biological process: regulation of apoptotic process. NCBI's taxonomy places the organism in Eukaryota, Metazoa, Mollusca, Bivalvia, Mytilida, Mytilidae. Gene Ontology annotation, molecular function: protein binding. The transcript is spliced from 11 exons.
ACUGGAUGUACAUAAGAACAUUAAUAAAAUGAUGAUGUCAGUGAUAUAUAAUGGUAUGUCCCUUGAUGACGGUGACCUUGAGGAAGAGAACAAACAAAAUAACAAUGUAACAGGCAUACCAACAGUAUCACAAACAGUUGAUUGUGGUCAGGGUGGACUCAGUAGACAAAAGUCACGAAAUAGUAGGAAAAGUUCUGACAACUCACGAACAAGCUCUAGAGACCUUCAGUGUGGGAAUAAUAGACAAACUAAUACAGAGUAUAUACAGACUAUAUCGUUAGCUGUAGACAGUUGUAUCAAUAAUAACAUUUUUACUCCUUUUCCACAGAUUGAACCACCAAGACCCCCACCACCUAUUGUUGGUAAAGUAACACAUUACAGUAUAGAACUAUAUUGGGAAGAAGCCUUAGCCAAAGCUUAUGAUGGUACUACUAAAGAUGCUGGCAGAAUUAAAAUUUGUUUACAAGAAGAAGAUAAACACAAUUCUUGGGGAAACAUAUACACAGGUUAUGGUAAGCGACAUACAGUUACAGGACUGGACCAUCAAACAGAAUACCAUUAUAGAAUACGAUUUAUGAAUAACUAUGGAAACAGUGAAUGGAGUGCUCAUGUAAAUGUAUCAACCACAAAGGAGCCACUGACAGGUGAACAUUUACAUAGAGCUAUUAUGAGAAAGGAUGUGGAGGAAAUAGAAAAGAUUUUAGACACAGGAUUUUACCAAGGGAGAGAUGUGAAAAUAGAUGUUCCAGAUAAAUAUGGCUUUACUGGUUUGAUGCAGGCAUCACAGAAAGGUUUUAUUGAAGUUGUAGAAUGUUUGUUAAAUAAUGGUGCUGAUGUCCAUUCUAAAAAUGACGCAGGGAAAACGGCCCUUAUGUUAGCUAGUUAUGCUGGUCAGUUAAAGGUUGUGAAGAUAUUACGUGAAGCAGGGGCUAGAUACGAUGAUUUUGACAGAGGUGGAUCUACUUCAUUACAUUGGGCAGUGGAUGGAGGAAAUACUUAUUUGAUAGAAUGGAUGAUACAGGAUGGAGCUGAAGUUAAUAUACCAGAUCAUAAUUGUGGAUGGACACCAUUGUUAAGAUGUGCAUCCGUAAGUGGUAAGAGAGAUGUAGCCUAUUCACUCCUCAGUAAAGGUGCCGACAUAAAUAAACAAGAUAGAGAUGGGAAAACUGCAUUGAUGAUUGCUAUAAUAAACGGUCAUCUUGAACUUGUUGAACUACUGCUUAAAAGAAAUGCAGAUUUAACAGUCAAAAAUGAGUAUGGGAAAACAGCUUAUCAGAUGGCACAGGCAAUGGAAAAAAGGCGGAUAUUGCGCUCUCUGGAUGAACAUGUUGAAUAUAAAGGACUGAAAGGAAUAAAAAUCUGACUUCUGACCUGAUUUAGCAUUUGACAUUGGGUAAAACUGCAAUAUAAUAUAUAUACUAACAGCAGUGGAGUGCCAAACACAGUCAUCGAACUUUUACUUCUUUGAAUACAGCUUCUUUUUCAGUAAUAGAGGGAGCUAAUUCAAAUUCAAAGAUGAAUGGAUUCAGCAAGUAAAAUAACUCCAUUAUUGACAACUAUUCAGGAUGACUACCACUUGCACAAUAUGAGUAAUUUAUAUGCAAGGAGGAAAUCUUAUAGUUUACCAUUUGAAACAUUAUAGAUGAAUAUAAUAUGGUCCUUUCAUAUUGUUUUCCAAGUUUAGUAUUUUGUAUUUAUUCUGUUAUAUAUAUAUAUAUAAUUUUUCUAUGUUAAAAGUCAUUAGCCAAAAUUUUUAAUACCGGUAUUUUGUAUUGAAAAAUUCUGUUGUUUGUUUUAAGGCAUUUUUUAUUUAAAACAAAAACAAUGCCUUCUGCUUACAAUUAAUUGGCAUUCAUUUCAGUUAAGCAUCCAAAUAAAAAUCAUCUUUUUAAAAGGAAAAAAAACAGAAAUGGCAUUACCUAACCUCCAUUUUCUACUUUAAAAUGAACAUAUGUUUAUGUAAAAAAAGAGAAUUGUAAAAUCUUGUGCAUAAAUUAAAUCGUAUCAAAUGAAUUCUUUUAAAGUAGUAUAUAACUGGUAUGAAUGUGGUACAUACCAUUGCUCUCUUUGGAUAUAGUUUUAAUAUUUUACCUAGUUUAUUCCCAAAUACAAAAGGAAAGGAUCUGUAUAUAUUAAUCCAAUGUGUUGUAGUGUGUAUGCAAUAUAUAUUGAAUAUGCAAUUUAAAAAAGCUAACUGAGAAAUCAAAAGUGUAUGGUUGGAGUUUUAAUUUGAUCACAAGAACACAGUUAACCUUACCACACCCUGCAUAUAUUGGUUUGAUCUUGUCCUUCACCUAGGCCUCCUUGCAAGUUUAAAUGGAAAUAUUAUUUACCCUUGACCUUCUCAAACAUACAGUUCUCACAGAGUCGAGAUUAAAAGAAAAAACUAUGUAAGACCUUUACAACAUUUACAAAAUGAUUUUCUAUCGUUAGAAAGUAUGUGACCCAAUAAGACAUGUAAUAACUAGGACGUUUGGUUGUAUUAUAUAGUACAUGUAACACAUGGAGAUUUAAUUGUUCAGAAAUGUUUUUUUUUAAAUUAAUUUUCUGAAGUGCAGCUACCUGGCAUUAGAGUGUAGCAUCUAGUUGUAAAAGGAAUUUUUGUUAAAUUAAACUGAAAAAAUGAUUUAUGUAAAGAAAAAUAUUAAAUUAAAGGCUGAUUGUCUUUCGUUCUUUCCUUAUGUAGGUAAUUAAAUGAAGAAUACAAAUACUUAAAUAGUUAAGUGUGGACUUCCUGAUCUAUAAAUCUGAACUUGUGAUUGGAGAAAAAUGUUGAUGAAAACAUUGUUACCUCAACCCCUUGCAGACAUAAACAGGUGGGGGUCAUACAUUAAUAUAAACAUUGUAAGUCUAUACAAACAAAAGCAGAAAGGAGAAUACAACUUUUAAAAAUAUAAAUAGUUAUAUAACUAUAUAAUUCUUCUUAUUUUCAUGUGACAGCAUUGUCUUUCUAGAGGAGAAAAGAGAUCUAUUUGUUCACUGAUGAUAGGCUACAUUUCUUAUGUACAUUUACAGUAAAAGGGAAUUUUGUGUUGAUUGCAGAUUCUUGAUUGUGUCUGUUAAAUUUAUUCAAUGUGAAUCAAAUCUUUAUUAGACACAGGGAUGAUUCAGGACUCAACACAUUUUAAAAAUACUUGUCAAUAUUUAAAGAACAUAUUGUUUUCUCAUAUUUUUGGGUUCCUAUUUCAUUGAUGUUAACCUUAUAUCACCUAUUUUUUAUGUGAAAUUGAAAGAUUAAAAUAAAUACAAUUUUAAUAUUUUUUACGUUUUCAAAUUUCCUUGGUAGACCUAAUAUUUGACAUAUAUAAUAUUAAUAUUACUAAGUAGUGAUAUAUUACACCUGUACCACAGUUUAGACAAAUCUUCCUUGCAUUUUAUUAUAUUUUUAGUAAAUGUGUUAAAAUAGUGAAUUUGUGUCAAAGUUGUUGUGUGUUAGUUAUUUCAAACUAUGUAUUGCUGGUAUUAAUUACUAUUGCACUGUUAUUAAAUUAAUCGUCUUUAAUACAUUUUGAAUGAUCAUUAAUUUCUAUUUGGAUAGAAGUGAGUGAGCUUAAAUAUAAUUAUCAUAAAAUGUGAAACAUUGUGUUAUUUUAGAAAUGGUGUUGAAUCAGAUUUAACAGUUAGUGUUUCCUUUAUACCAUCAUUCGUUCCUGAAAAAGUACCUUUCAUGUCGAACCACUUUAGAAAGUACCAGAAAACUAUCAUUUCACCUUCUCAGUGAAUACAUUAAAUGUUCACACUAAGGGGUCAUUUUUAUGAAUGUUAAAAUGCAUAAUUAUCAAAUAUUUAAGUCAGUCUGAAUAAUUUCUUAGCAUGAUUGCGAUGAAUGGCUGCAAAGCUUGUACUUUAAUUUUUUUCAAUAAAACUUUGUAUGUACAGUUGCAUACAAAUGUGGAAUGACUUAAUUUUUUUCAGAAUUUCAGAUUUUAUAUAUUAAAAAAAAAACAUAGGUUUUUAUGCACAUAUUGAUAUACCCUGUAUGCUAUUAAGACAGUUAUUGUGGUAUUACAUGUAAUUUUAAAGCUGUAGAAAAAAAAAAUAAUUCAUUAACAUUGAAUAGUUUAUCAAAAUGCUUCUACAUUUUGCAAUAUCUUUGAGGUUUUAUAAUGUAUUAUCUGCAAUAUAUUUUAUACUCAGUUUAGAUAAUUAGACUACUCAGAAAUGUACCCAAUAUAUGCAAUAUUGGUUUGUGUGGGUGAUGCUGCUUCUGUAGAUUCUGCUCAUGAUUUGUUUGAUACAACUGCAUGCUUAAGUGACCAAUUACCACUCCAUUUUAUUUAUGACUACAUGUGUUUGCUACAAACUAGGAAUAUUGUAUUCUAUAAACAUAAUGUUACAGAGAAAUUAGUAUACAAAUAUAAAAACGUUUACGGCACUUUAUACACAUGAUGUCAUGAUCAUCUAAUGGAUAUCUAGUUUAUUCUUUUACCACAGAUAUAAAAGAUAUUUGUUCAUACAUGUAAGCAUGUAACUAUAUAAAAGAUCAAUCUAUGAGUAAACUACAAUUCUUUUGUGAACUAUCAUCUUUUUUGAGGCUACCUAUUUAAACCUAUGUAUGUCUAGGCAAUUUGACACACAUUCUCUCCAUGAAUUUAUAAUCCAUCCCUCCAUAUUAUGUAUGUUAGUUAAAUUGUUGAUCUCAUUAUUGUACAACAUAGAGAUAUUCAAACUGCUAAUAGAUUUGUAUUUUUCUACAUUCCAUUUUUGUCUAUGCCGUCCUUGAUAGAAUUGUUCCGUCCUUGAACAGAAUAUUUACAUUUCAUUCAUAUUUACGUAAUUUUUAAUGAUUAAUAAUUCUUGAUAGAUAUUUUUUGUUCAUGUAUAUGUUAUUAUUACAAUCUGUCAUUAAUAAAAUCAAACAUUCAUGUUA